Messenger RNA from Fusarium vanettenii 77-13-4, 1191 nucleotides. RefSeq lists its product as uncharacterized. Gene Ontology annotation, biological process: DNA-templated transcription. Gene Ontology annotation, molecular function: zinc ion binding; DNA binding. Gene Ontology annotation, cellular component: nucleus. The coding region runs from base 1 to 1191 and encodes 396 amino acids. The record is from RefSeq and is a predicted model, not a curated record. Lineage: Eukaryota; Fungi; Ascomycota; Sordariomycetes; Hypocreales; Nectriaceae. The transcript is spliced from 3 exons.
AUGGAGUUAUCGCUCCUUGAUGAAUCGAAGCGCCUACUUCAAGCCGACCUAGAAAACAUUUGCCUCGAGAAUAUCCAGACUUGCAUACUCAUUGCGAACCUAUGUGCAAGUCAUGGGAAUCCUUCAUCAGAGGCCUUGUACUUUCGCAUUGGAAAUAGCAUGGCACAGAUCAUGCGUCUUAAUUCCCCGACAUCAACAGGCUCGAUAGUGGAGCGUGAGAUUGAAAGGAGAGUCUGGUGGUCACUAUUCAUGGCCGACCGUUGGUCUUCGGCUGGUAUCGGACUCCCUCGUCAGAUCAAGGAUCUCGGUGGCAACAUUGAUCUACCCAUGGAUGAGAGUGUCUUUCAUUCGCUGCCCCAACACCUAACCAGGCAUGAAGGCACCUGGAAGCCAGGACUCUGGGCACACAUGAUCUCUCUCGUUCAGCACUUUGGUCCGAUACAAGAUCUCAACCGACAAAGUGCCCAGGGAUGUUUCGAUGGCUGGGAACUUGACCGCACAGCAGCUGAACUGUCUCAGAAGCUGGAUCUCUGGGAAAAGAUGCUUCCCACCGACGCCAAGGAGACGGAUCAAAACUUUCGCCUUCAUCAGACAAAGGGGACCGGAGGGCCGUUUGUUGGACUUCACUUGGGCUACCAUCAUUACUCAACGCUUCUCUACUUUCGGUACCUCGAGGCUCGAAACUCUGUUACUGAAUUUGGACAAAAUUGCGUCUCUCGCUGCAAGCAUCAUGCAUCGGCUUACAGCGCGCUUCUUCGCACGGCUCGAGAGUCUGAAGGCUGCGAGGCCGUUUACCCGACGGUUGGCCAUAUGGCGGUGGUUUCUUCUUCAGUUCUCUUGCACACAUUAUUAUUUGGCGACGAGAAUGAAUUGGCAAACGCUCGAAGGGAUCUCAACUCGAAUUUUGCUGCUCUGAUGGAGCUCAAGCAGUACUGGGCUAACACAACCUCCAUGAUCUCGCGACUAGUCACCUUCCAGAAUGUCUGUCUACUAUCGGCUGAGUACACGCACCGACUGGAUGGCUGGAUGGUGCGUUUCUUGAUCGAGCACUCUCUCCCGUUGGCGGACAAGACUCUACAGACUGUGCCUUCUGGAAUCGAAAUGAACACGGACAGUUUGUCGAUAAGAGCUCAAGAGUUGCAGCAGCAGGGGAGAUACACAAACUUUGAACUUUCUGGGCCGAUCGCCUAA